Messenger RNA from Striga asiatica, 2191 nucleotides. Lineage: Eukaryota; Viridiplantae; Streptophyta; Magnoliopsida; Lamiales; Orobanchaceae. The record is from the annotation of a GenBank genome assembly.
CUUUUCUUCUCCCAAUUAAAUUAUCUCUUCUUGUUUGUCCAUUCUCUCUCACACAGCACACACUUGAAUUGUGUGUUUAUAGAGAGCAUCUUUAUUUUCAUUAUUUUUCUUUGGAGCUGAAGAUUUUGGCUGUAAAAAUUGCAGUUUUCAUCACAACUUGAAUUUGCCCAAAAAAAAAAAAUGCCGGAAAAAAUGGAGGAGAAAUUCGACUCGGAGAUGGUCGUGGAGCAAUUCGAGCUUCUAUCCAUGGAUGCAGAGAGAAUUCAGAAAGAGACUUUGAAACAAAUACUCGAAGAAAAUGGUGAAACUGAGUAUAUUCUCAAAUGGGGCCUUUUCGGAAAAACCGACCCUAAUAGCUACAAGGCUCGUGUCCCCAUCGUCACUCACAAGGACUUGGAGCCUUAUAUUCAACGAGUCGCGGAUGGUGAAAAAUGGCCCAUCCUCACCGGAAAACCGAUUUCUGCUAUUUCUCUUAGCUCGGGCACCACUCAAGGCAAGCCAAAGUUUGUACCUUUCAACGACGCUUUAACUGACAGUACCAUGCAAAUGUACAAGACCUCUUUUGCGUUCAGGAACAAGGAAUUCCCGAUCGAGAACGGGAAAGCAUUGCAGUUCAUCUACGGCAGCAAAGAGUUCAAAACGAAGGGCGGCCUACCGGCUGGGACGGCCACCACGAACGUGUACCGCCACCCGAAGUUCAAAAACACGAUGAAGGCAAUGCAAACGCCGUGUUGCAGCCCUGACGAGGUCAUAUUCGGUGACAACUACCACCACUCCCUAUAUUGCCACCUCCUUUGCGGCCUAAUCUCCCGACACCAAAUCCAAGUCGUCUCGUCCACAUUCGCCCACAGCAUCGUCCAAGCUUUCCGCGCGUUCGAGCUCGUGUGGAAGGACCUUGUCCGCGACAUUCGGGAAGGGUCUUUGACCAAUCAAAUAGUAUCGAAGCCCGUCCGGUCGGCCAUGGGUAGGAUUUUGACGAGGCCCGACCCUGACCUAGCCGACUCGAUAUGGGACGAGUGCUUGAGGCUUAGCAAUUGGUACGGUUUGAUUCCGGCAUUGUUCCCCAACGCCAAGUACGUGUACGGGAUCAUGACGGGCUCGAUGGAGCAUUAUUGUGAGAAGUUGAGGCAUUACGCAGGCGAUUUGCCGCUGGUAAGCGCGGAUUACGGGUCGUCUGAGGGCUGGGUUGGGGCUAACAUCGACCCGCUUGCCCCGCCGGAGGAGGUCACCUUCGCCGUGCUUCCGAAUGUGGCGUUUUUCGAGUUUAUCCGUUUGAGCGGUGGCGGGAUGGAGGUGGCAGCCGCAGAGCCCGUUGGGCUCACGGAGGUCGAGGUCGGGGAAAAGUAUGAGGUGGUGGUCACUAAUUUUGCAGGAUUAUACCGGUACCGGCUAGGGGACGUGGUCAAGGUCAAAGGGUUCCACAACGCGACCCCCUUGCUUGGGUAUGUGUGUCGCAAGAACCUCAUCCUCAACAUCAACAUCGACAAGACCACCGAGAAAGACCUCCAGCUGUCGGUCGAGCGGGCCGCGGUAGUUCUUGCGGAGGACAAAUCGAAGGUGGUCGACUACACGAGCUGCGUGGACGAGUCGGUCGAGCCAGCCCGCUACGUCGUCUUCUGGGAGGUCAGCGGCCUGCCCAGGGAAGACGUUCUGAAGGAGUGUUGUGACCGUCUGGACGGGUCGUUUUUGGACGCGGGCUAUGUGAGCUCACGCAAGACGGGUACCAUAGGGCCCCUCGAGCUGAGGGUGGUGAGGAGGGGCACGUUUCACGAGGUGAUGGAUCACUACGUGGGGAUGGGGGCGGCCGUGAGCCAGUUCAAGACUCCGAGGUGCAUUGACGGGCGGGCAAACGGGCGGGUCGUGGAGAUCUUGACCCGAAAUGUGGUCAAGAGCUAUUCUAGUUGUGCAUAUUAAGUAUUGUGUUUGUGUGUUUGUUGUUGUUGUUAUGUUGUAAUGUGUGAUUAAGAUAACUUUGAUCCUAUAGGUGAUGGUGUUGCUCUAAUUAGGUAUUUUAUAGUUGGAUCGGCCAUGUAUGUGUAUGUGAUCCAACGGUGAAAAAUUCAAUGAAAGUACUGCCCUCAAUGGUAUGUCGACCACAAAGUGUGAUUAGAAAGUACUUCUGAAAAUUGUACUUAGUGUUGUAUUUUCUUACAUUUUCUACUUGAAUGAAAUAACUUAAGUUAUAAAUCUA